This is a messenger RNA of Dermacentor andersoni, 2061 nucleotides long. RefSeq lists its product as uncharacterized. The record is from RefSeq and is a predicted model, not a curated record. Lineage: Eukaryota; Metazoa; Arthropoda; Arachnida; Ixodida; Ixodidae.
AGGAGGCUGCAGUGCAUAGUAUGUGCGCUUUCUUUAUUAGACUGUGACCUCCGAUAAUAACACCGCAGUACACCCGCUUUACAAGCGGCUCUCGGUGUUUAUAACUGCGUGAAUCAACGGAAACGGUAACUGGAGGCAAGGCAUAAUUACUGCAAGAAAGGCUCCAUAGAGAAAAAUUCACCUUUAUUAGAUCACCUGGGAAAUACUUCCGUCAAGUACACUUCUAGAAAAUCUGAAACGCCUGCAAGUGUUGUCUUUAUUUGAAAAUAAAUGACGUCGCGGAGAUAAAUUUUCUUUUUGUUUUUUGUCGCAUAUAUAAAUAGUCGAGGACCUCACCAAAAUAUUAAAAAAAUAAAUUUUGGUUUCGCCGGGCUGGUGUUUUAGUUUCAGUCCACCAUCUUUCCAAAUUAUUCAUAAAAUAAUCAUUCAAACUCGAUAGUGGUUUUUUAGGCUUCAGAAGCUCUCUUGAAUACACACUCUAUUCAGCUGUUGAAUCAUACGACCGAGGCCCUAAGUUAAUCCUAGCCAAUCAAUGAGUCGUCGCACAAUGCCCGGAAGUGCGCUGCUUUUACGACGCAAAAAAAAAAAAAGACGCCCUUUCCAGAAUGUUCGACAGCCCGCCUAUAUAUCCUUCACUAGGCGGUUGCGCUGUGCACUCCACUACCUUCUUCGCUCUCGCGCUCUGCUUUCAUACGCUUUCCCGUGAGGAAAACCCGCGCCGGAGCUGCGCUAACAGAUCCAACAUACUACGCUAGCAUUAAGGACGUAGACCACCAUUGCUCUUGUAGUGGCCUCCAAAAUCGUUUUAGUUUAGCACGUUUGAAUAAACGCCAAGGAGAAUGAGGCUACCCGGAAAGCCGUCUGACAGAGGGGCUCUGGCAGAAAUUACUGAAGCGAGAAACGCGGAGGGUGUGCACGUAUACAUAGACGAACCAAACCGUGAUCCCCGGGGCAAGAAAUAUCGGUUGCUACUUGUCAACGCACCUCUGUGGGAUUUUAAGUACACUGGGCUUUUCUUGACAAACGAAAGCGAUCCAUGCUUUGCUGUGAGGGUGGGAACUAAGGAUGGUCAACGUUACAUUGAGAUGGGCAUCAAUAAGAAUUUAAAUUUCUACGCGUUCAUUGUUGACUACGGCAAAAAGCGGUAUCAGGUGGACCCUACUGUUCACAAGCACUCUAGGAACGCUUACUUCGCCGCGUCUUGGAAAGUGUCGGGAUGGAAAACCCCAUUUCGUCUAGAGUUCUACGUGAAUAACAAAGAAUAUUUCAAGUCCGAUCAACUUCAGCUUGAAGGUCCUAACUUCAACGAAUUGGGCGCCACCAUAGAGUACGCUGACAUGUUUCAAGGAAUAGUACCCGUGGAGCACCACUUCAUUUACAGCGAGAUUACGGACGGCCUUAGAGAAGGUUCCAGCAAAAGUGUGGUAAGCUUAUCACGCCCGAAUGGGCUUGUCAUCUUUCCCUGAACUUCUAAUAAAAAAAAAAACAUAGCAGUGCUCCAACAACAUUGAAAUCACUUGCUAUGCCGGUUAUCUUAUAUACGAAAGGCUAAGGACGUCACACUUCACGUCGCAAGCUGGCGCCGCCGUGGCAGCUUGGGCGACAGUUAGCUUUAACGGGAAACUUAUGCGGGGAGUGCUACGUGCUUCGCAUUGCUCUCAGGAGCACCUUAUCCAUUAUGUGGCUCGGAUGCUUUUAGGAGUGCAUUGUUUAUUAAAACGUAUGUUUAACGCGUGAUUAUAAAGAAUGUAUGCGCUCUUCGCUGAACUUUGCUUAGAGAGAGAAUAAACAUUUUUAUUGGGUGAAUGCAGCUUUGAAGAGGCGUCCUGAAUGCAGAAUGCCUUGAGCUCGGGCCGCGUCCUGGGCCCUCGCAAUCAGCCGUUGCUGAUCCUAGAGGUCGGCGCUGGCCAAGGCUCUCUCCCAAAACUCGUUGGUGUGCUAAGGAUUCGGAGGAUUUAAUGGUGCCCCUCUGCAACUCCCUACUAUGUGCCUGAGGGACCCGGGCUCUGCGCAGAAGCGGCAUUGCGGAGAGAAUUGUGCAGGGGCUAUGAGGUGAUUUCU